CAUAAUUUGUGUUGUAGACAUAAUUUUUACAUUCCAUUGCAUUGAUGAAUAUAUGCUUCGUCUUAUAUCAGUGAUUUAAAAAUUUUCUGGUUGCUGAAAGAAGAAAAUCUCAUUGCUGCUAAUCUUAUUUUCAUAGAUUAUAGAUAAACUUGACAACAAAGACUAAAAAUGAUAAAUUUGAAUUUAUUGUUUCAACAGUACGAUUGGCGCUUUAAUCCUCAUGUUGUUAUGUUGGAGGUUGUAAACUUGUAAUGUUAUUCCAGCUUGACUCGCUCGCCGUGUUAUGACGGUUCUAGUUGAGAGCUUUAAGCUUUUAUAAUGGAUCAGGAUUUGAAAGCGCAAGUUGAUCUGGCGUGCAAGACAGGGGAAGACUUCACCAACUACUAUUAUGAAAAUCUCGACAAGAGAAGACACUUAAUGAACAGACUUUACUUGGAUGCCGGGAGUUUGAUAUGGAAUGGAAAUGGAACGACUGGAAAAGAUGAAAUAGGGAAAUUCUUAAUGGAAUUACCAGUGAGCGAGCAUAAACUUUUUUCUUUAGAUGCCCAGAAAAUAUCUGAUGCAACUCUACCUAACAAGUUGGCCUUCUUGAUCAAAGUGACAGGCACAGUGAAGUACCAAGGGAAAAUAGCCAGAUCUUUCACCCAGUCAUUUGUAAUAACAAACCAAGAUGCCAAAUGGAAAAUUGUCAGCGAUUGCUUCAGGCUCCAAGACCCGAUAAACUGACGUGUAAGGAGAAAUCGAUAUAAAAAUAAGUUAAAUGUUCUAUUUACUUAUUGAUAAAAUGUGUAUCAUUAUAUUAUUAAUAAUCUAAUAAAGCCUUGAUAAACAAAAG
Cimex lectularius (bed bug) is the source of this 835-nucleotide messenger RNA. RefSeq names its product NTF2-related export protein (gene Nxt1). The record is from RefSeq and is a predicted model, not a curated record. The coding region runs from base 319 to 726 and encodes 135 amino acids. Gene Ontology annotation, cellular component: nuclear pore central transport channel. NCBI's taxonomy places the organism in Eukaryota, Metazoa, Arthropoda, Insecta, Hemiptera, Cimicidae. Gene Ontology annotation, biological process: protein import into nucleus. The transcript has 4 exons.